AUGAGUACGACUAGCUCUCUUUGUCCACUUGAAGACAAUGAUACACCACACCAGUGUGUAUGUUCUCUUGAUUAUUCUUCAUUCCCGAUUAUACUGUUGCAUAGUCUUCCAUUGAAGGUGCAACGUUUAAUAGCUAAUCGAUUAAGUCGUGCUAGUCUACCUCAGUUUGUUUUAACUACUCAUGAAGGUGGUCAGUGGUCAUUGGUUCAGUUAACCAUUAGUCAUGGAAAACCGACAACAUCAUCAUCGUUGAAUGAAUUUCAGAAGAAUGAUUCAGUUCAAGUUGAUUCCAGUAAAACGAAACCAUUGAAAGAAGUCAAUAAAGAAUUCGAAUCGUCUCCAUCCCCAGAUUGGAUUUUAUCAAUUCACCUGAACAUAGAUCCGUACACUACAGCUUAUUUUUCUGAUUCUUGUGUACAAUUCAAGUUGAAAGCCAAAGAUGCAGAUAAAAAUUGUUGGUAUUGUCCAUUUUGUUCAGCUGUUUACAAUAUCAAUGUUGGCGAUGAUGUAAAUAUCCUAAAACGACAUAUGCGUCUACAUGUUGAACUUCGUUGUUGUAUGGAUUGUGCAACUCUACUACCGAAUAGUACAUUUUCAGGGAAUUCUGAAACAUCAGAACAUGUACAUAAAUGCAGUGAAUUGAUAAGCUCUCAAACAAAAGAUGAUCCACAGUCAUUGUCUGUUAAUAAUACUAGUCAUGUUUCAAUUUCAUCUUACGAAACAGUGGAUCUGCCCAUACCAAGUUGUAGCAAGUCAUUACCAACAGGUCCUUGUACGAGCCGUACGGGUAUAAAACACCAUGCCAAUAGUGAAACAUGUGAGCUUGAUAGAUUUCACGUUUAUUACUGUAACAAAGAAACUCAAUCUCAGAAGCACGAAAUUCCCUCAAAGUCAGUUACUUUAAAUUCUUCCUCAGCAGAUAGUAUUGAAGGAAACUGGCGACGUUUUUGUACAAAAUGUAACGUCGGUUUUAAAACACCCGCUCAAUAUCAACAACAUUUAAAGAAUGUUCAUCGAGGCAGAAAAUUUAUUUGUCAAGAGUGCAAUGCGUUAUUUAGUACAAAGGGUAAUUUAACUAAACACUUUAAUCAAGUUCACAAUCAGAAUGCUGGUUUAUCAUGUCCUAUUUGCGAAAAACAUCUCAGUAAUAAAUUCAAUUUAGAACGACACAUUCGCUUGGUUCAUACAGAAAAGGAAAUUGCAUCAUCCUCUUCGGCUUCAAAAGGAAACAGCACUUCAGUCAAUGAUGUCCAACAUUCGAAUACAACUGAAUCCAAUGAAGAAUGUCCAUCUCAUCAAGAUGAUAAUACAACUGUUGUUUCAACUGCCAAUGAAACAAAUCCACGUGGAUAUUAUCUUUAUCUAUCGGAUUCUGAGUGUUAUCAGUCAGUAAACACAACUGCACUAUCAACAAAUGUGAAUCAUUCUGUAACAAAACCAACCAUAAUUCAGUUGAAUCCAGAAAAUGUCGAUUCACAAUCUGUUGCUUUCGUCGCAGAUGUCAGUCUAACACCAUGUCAUCCAUCGAAUCCUGAGGCACAAAUCGGUGUUGGUGGUAAAACUUGGAAACGGAAUAUAAGUAUUGUACAGUCUUCAAAACAAACUGUUAAUGAAAAUAUAGAUUCAUGAUAGAGUGACUGUUACUGAUUUACAUUAUUCUAGGUUGUAUUUUCAUAAAAUGUACAUAAUAAACCAUAUUUUUACGUCGAUAGUCACUUUACCUUUUUCGUAUUGCUAGACAGAAGUCAAUAAAGAAA
Messenger RNA from Trichobilharzia szidati, 1757 nucleotides. NCBI's taxonomy places the organism in Eukaryota, Metazoa, Platyhelminthes, Trematoda, Strigeidida, Schistosomatidae. The record is from the annotation of a GenBank genome assembly.